ACUGUCAUCACAACGAGACUGAGACAUUGUGCGUAAACACGUGCACUGGGGUACAUAGAUAACGCCGUUUCAUAUAAUACAUCUUUCGUGAAAAGAGACACACCGCAUAAUGGCUGAUACAGAAAUUCGUAAAGAAAAGAAGAAGAAGGAGAAGAAAAUCAAAGAAGAGCCAGUCGAAGACUUGGGUGAAUUACAGGCAAAUGGCUCCCUUCAAUUGAAAGCAUCCGAAAAACUAGCACAACUAGAUUCAUCCCAAUGGCCAUUGCUAUUGAAAAAUAUUGACAAAUUGAAUGUUCGAACGAAUCACUAUACACCGUUACCAUUUGGAUCGUCGCCAUUGUGCCGUGAUAUUCGCGAAUACAUUAAAUAUGGUUACAUUAAUUUGGAUAAACCAUCGAAUCCGAGUUCACAUGAAAUUGUUGCAUGGAUUAAACGCAUUCUUAAAUGCGAGAAAACUGGUCACUCCGGCACAUUGGAUCCUAAAGUGACAGGUUGUCUCAUUGUUUGCAUCGACCGGACCACUCGUUUGGCAAAAUCACAACAGAGCGCUGGAAAAGAGUACGUUGCUGUAUUUAAACUGCAUUCAGCUGUUGAGUCUGUCGCCAAAGUUAAGCAAGGUUUGGAAAAAUUGCGUGGUGCUCUCUUUCAACGUCCACCACUAAUAUCGGCCGUGAAGAGACAGCUUCGUGUUCGUAGCGUCUAUGAUAGCAAACUUUUGGAUUAUGACACCGAAAGAAAUAUGGGCGUUUUCUGGGUUAGCUGCGAGGCUGGAUCAUACAUUCGAACAAUGUGCGUACAUCUUGGACUGAUUUUGGGUGUUGGUGGUCAAAUGUUGGAACUUCGCCGAGUGCGUUCUGGUAUCGUUUCAGAGAAGGAUGGCCUAACAACUAUGCAUGAUGUAUUGGAUGCCAUGUAUCUAUAUGAAAAUCAUAAAGAUGAAAGUCUAUUAAGAAGAGUUGUAAUGCCACUCGAAGGUUUGCUCGUUCGUCACAAGCGUAUUGUCAUGAAAGACAGCUCAGUCAAUGCUGUAUGUUAUGGUGCCAAAAUUAUGUUGCCUGGUGUGCUCCGGUAUGAGGAUGGCAUUGAAAUCGAUGAAGAAAUUGUCAUUAUUUCUACAAAAGGAGAAGCUAUUGCAUUGGCAAUCGCUCAAAUGACCACAGCCACAAUGUCAAGUUGUGAUCAUGGUGUGUGCGCAAAGAUCAAGCGUGUUAUCAUGGAUCGUGAUUUGUAUCCACGUAAAUGGGGUCUUGGUCCGAAAGCAUCACAAAAGAAAUCACUUGUUGCUGCCGGUAAAUUGGAUAAAUAUGGACGUCCAAAUGAAAAUACACCAGCCGAAUGGCUUACUGGCUAUGUUGAUUAUAGUGCACUCAGCAAUGGUGCUGUAAAAACAGAACCCGUUGACAGUACAGAAAUAAAAAAAGCCGACAAACGUAAAUUAAGCAUUGGUACAAAUUCGGACCCAGAAACGACACUGGACACAACGGCUGUCAGCGAAUCCGAUAAAGUUGAAAAGAAAAAGAAGAAGAAGCGAAAGAAGGACCUUGAGGCUGGCGAAGAAGUAGCUGAAACACCUGCCGCCGAACCAGCGGCUGAAGAUGAUGAAGCUUCGAAGAAAGAGAAAAAGAAGAAGAAAAAGAAAGAUAAAAAUAAGGAAAAAACCGAUGAAUAAAUUUCAUUUGCAUUCAAA
Messenger RNA from Contarinia nasturtii (swede midge), 1687 nucleotides. It is a transcript of the gene Nop60B, whose product is annotated as H/ACA ribonucleoprotein complex subunit 4. Gene Ontology annotation, molecular function: pseudouridine synthase activity; RNA binding. Gene Ontology annotation, biological process: rRNA pseudouridine synthesis; mRNA pseudouridine synthesis; snRNA pseudouridine synthesis. Lineage: Eukaryota; Metazoa; Arthropoda; Insecta; Diptera; Cecidomyiidae. The transcript is spliced from 7 exons. Bases 110 to 1669 code for a protein of 519 amino acids. The record is from RefSeq and is a predicted model, not a curated record. Gene Ontology annotation, cellular component: box H/ACA snoRNP complex.